Messenger RNA from Sinocyclocheilus anshuiensis, 4754 nucleotides. RefSeq names its product gamma-aminobutyric acid (GABA) B receptor, 2 (gene gabbr2). The coding region runs from base 670 to 3477 and encodes 935 amino acids. Gene Ontology annotation, cellular component: G protein-coupled receptor heterodimeric complex; membrane. Gene Ontology annotation, molecular function: G protein-coupled GABA receptor activity. NCBI's taxonomy places the organism in Eukaryota, Metazoa, Chordata, Actinopteri, Cypriniformes, Cyprinidae. Gene Ontology annotation, biological process: gamma-aminobutyric acid signaling pathway; G protein-coupled receptor signaling pathway. The record is from RefSeq and is a predicted model, not a curated record. The transcript has 19 exons.
GGUGGGCAAUUUACCUCACAUAUCACCUCAGAGGAGAAGGUAUGUAGGUUAUUGAACGCGUUAACAGCUCCCUUGUCGGUCGCUUGUUUUUCGAGAGAACAUCGCUCGCAGUGAAGAAUGUUUUCUGCCUGUGUCGCGCGCACGCAUACAUGCACAGCGCGGCCAGCGCGAGAAAGAAGUGAAGCGCAUCCGCCGAGGCAGCAGCAUCGGAGUCGCACGGAUAUCCUCACUCGGAUUGCUUUUACAUACCAGGGCUAGCCCUCACCUAUGUGCUUUUCCCAUGGAUAUGCAACUCCUCAACUGCUUGGAAUAUAUACAUUUACAUUCGCAAUAGCGGUCGACUCAAAUUAUAAAGCGCGCACCUCUGCGUAACGCACAGGCGGUGGAUUGUGAUGUGCGCAUUCGGUGGUGUAUUGGAGAUGAAAGGAAGGAUUGGAUCGGACAGGGUUUGAUAAGGACCCGUAAAAGGGGGAGCAGCUUUAGUUUAUAACCCCUGCGACUGGACACAUUCUGGUUUUACGCAUCAUUUCUACUCAAGAGAUCGAGUGCGCGAGAGCCUGUACUAUUGCAUAUCAUGUCAUUUCUCUUUGACUGAUCGCAGCAUCCAAGAGGAACCUAAAGAUUGCGAUGCCAGGACAGUGAGAAGGUGGAUCUCAAUUGUUCGGUAGCAUGGCUCCGUCCCGGAGGGACUGCAGAUGUGACAUGAUCUUUCUUUCGGGAUGCCUACUCCUGUCCGUCUUGGGAUUUCAUCCUGCAUUGGCGAAGGUCUGCAACGAUUACACAAGGCACGGCCUGGACAACAACUGGUACACGAGAGAUGGUGAGAAGUUGCCCAUCAUGGUCCUGAUGCCGAUGAAUGAAUCAGCGCUGAUGAGCAGCAUCAGUCAAGGCAUCGAGCCGGCCGUUCAGCUGGCCAUCCAGCACAUCCGCGAGUCCAGGCAGUACUCCUUCUCGCUCAUCACCAAAAUCUACGACACGGAGUGUGACAACGCAAAGGGAUUGCGGGCCUUUUUUGAUGCAAUCUGCUACGGUCCGAAACAUUUGAUGAUCUUUGGAGGAGUGUGUCCGUCAGUGACUUCGAUCAUCGCCGAAUCGUUGGAGGGGUGGAACCUUGUGCAGCUUUCUUUUGCAGCCACAACUCCUGUCCUGGCAGACAGGAAAAAGUAUCCAAAUUUCUUUAGGACCGUCCCAUCAGACAAUGCUGUGAACCCUGCUGUAGUGAAGUUUCUCAACUAUUACAACUGGAGCAGAGUGGGAACUCUGACCCAGGAUGUCCAGCGCUUUUCUGAGGUGCGGAAUGAUUUGACCAAUGAGCUGGAGAAGGCAGACAUCCAGAUUGCAGACACUGAGAGUUUCUCUAAUGAUCCCUGUGUGAAUGUGAAGAAACUAAAGGAUAAUGAUGUUCGGAUCAUCAUCGGUCAGUUUGAUGAGAAUCUGGCCGCUAAAGUCUUCUGCUGUGCCUACAACCUGAACAUGUAUGGCAGUAAGUACCAGUGGAUCAUCCCAGGAUGGUACCAGGGGAAUUGGUGGGAACAGGCGAAUUCCACAAACUGCACCACUAAGAAGCUGCUGACAGCCAUGGAGGGCUACAUCAGCGUAGAUUUUGAGCCUCUCAGUGCCAAACAGAUUAAAGGAAUAUCAGGAAGAAUGCCGCAGGAGUACGAGAGGGAGUACAACCGUGAGCGAGAGCAGAAAGGAGUGGAGGCCAGCAAGUUCCACGGCUUUGCCUACGAUGGCAUGUGGGUGAUUGCGAAGACCCUCACACGUGUCAUGGAGCUCCUCAGACACAAGGAGAGGCACGACAUGUACCACAACUUCACGGUGGAUGACCGCGAGGUGGGCAAAAUGGUUCUGGACGUGAUGAACGAAACCAACUUCUUUGGAGUGACGGGUCAGGUGAUGUUCAGGAACGGGGAACGCAUGGGAACCAUAAAAUUCACCCAGUUUCAAGAGGGUCAAGAGAUGAAGGUGGGUGAGUACAAUGCCAUUGCAGAUGUACUGGACCUUAUCAACAACACCAUCAGGUUCCAAGGUGUUGAACCGCCGAAGGAUCGGACGUUUGUGCGUCUGCAGCGCCGGCAAAUAAAUGUCCCCCUCUACAGCAUCCUGUCUACCAUCACUAUCCUGGGCAUGCUCAUGGGAGGAGCCUUCCUCUUCUUUAACAUCAAAAACCGCAACCACAGGCUGAUCAAAAUGUCGAGUCCCUAUAUGAACAACCUGAUCAUUCUAGGGGGCAUGCUGUCAUACGCCUCCAUUUUCCUCUUUGGUCUGGAUGGAUCCUUUGUGUCAGACAAGGAAUUCGAGACCCUCUGUACUGUCCGUACAUGGAUCCUUAUUGUGGGUUACACAACAGCGUUUGGUGCCAUGUUUGCAAAGACCUGGAGAGUGCACGCCAUCUUCAAGAAUGUAAAAAUGAAGAAGAAGAUUAUCAAGGACCAGAAGCUCUUUAUCAUCGUGGGUGGCAUGUUGCUGAUUGAUUUGUGCAUCCUCAUAUGCUGGCAGAUCGUGGAUCCCCUGAAGAGAACGGUGGAAGAGUACAGCUUGGAGGCGGAUCCUCAGGGACGAGACAUCUCAAUCCGGCCCUUCCUGGAGCACUGCGAGAACACGCACAUGACCAUUUGGCUGGGGAUUGUCUAUGCCUACAAAGGCCUCCUUAUGCUGUUUGGAUGUUUCUUGGCCUGGGAGACCAGAAAUGUGAGCAUUCCAGCACUGAAUGACAGCAAGUACAUCGGCAUGAGUGUGUAUAAUGUGGGCAUCAUGUGUAUCAUCGGGGCAGCGGUGUCCUUCCUGACCCGGGAUCAGCCUAAUGUGCAGUUCUGCAUCGUGGCACUGGUCAUCAUCUUCUGCAGCACCAUCACGCUGUGUCUGGUUUUUGUGCCAAAAUUUAUCACAAUGCGUACAAACCCGGAUGCUGCCACACAGAACCGGAGGUUAAAGUUCACCCAGAACCAGAAGAAGGAAGAUUCCAAGACGUCCACCUCAGUAACCAGUGUUAACCAGGCCAACACUUCCCGUCUGGAUGGAUUACAGUCAGACAACCACCGCCUCCGAAUGAGAAUUACAGAGCUGGAUAAGGAACUGGAAGAGGUGACCAUGCAACUCCAGGACACUCCAGAAAAGACUCCAUACAUUAAACAAAACCACUACCAAGAUGUCAACAAUAUUCUGAGCAUACGCAACUUCACUGAUGGCAAAGAUGGAGAGAAAUCUCUGAAGAACCACUUAGAGCAGAAACCCCAGGCUCAGUGGGGAUCCAUGGAUCCUUCUAGGAUAAGCAGAGGUCCACUAGAAGACAUCAACUCACCAGAACACAUACAGCGCAGGCUGUCCCUGCAGCUGCCAAUCCUGCAUCACGCCUAUCUGCCCUCCAUAGGAGGGGUGGACGCGAGCUGCAGCAGUCCCACGAGCAGCCCAGCCUCCAGCCCGCACCACAGACACAUGCCCCCCUCCUACAGGGUGAUGGUGUCCGGCCUGUGAGGCCCGCCGCCUGCCCUGCACUCCGAAGAAGCGAUCAGCUUUUUUAUUUUAAGACAGACUGAGCAAUAUCAGCGGUUAAACAGAAGCGUGUGAGCAACCCAGGGGGGUCCAACUCUUCAUGCAUUCGUGACCCCCCCUCCCACCAUCCAUGGCCACAUCAGAGCAGAACUGAUCUUUCAGGCUAGGAGGGAGGUGACCGGAUGUCCUCACAUGGCAACCCAACCCAGACUCCCAUCCUCUCGGUCCCGUCACCUCCCAUUCCUAACUCGAUGGACUCAACGCCCCCCACCCCCCUAAACAGCAGUGCGGAUCAACGGAGGACAGGAGCUGUAGCCUUGCCUGGUAAAAAAAAGAGACGCUUCCGCCGGCAGCCUUUCCACGUUAUCCGUGCACAUCGGUUCUGCUGGAACUUGCGGGAAAUGGGCAGCGUAUGUGACCGAGGACUCCACCUCUUUAUUCACCACGUCAACAGCCAUGUAAAUACCAUAUUCGAACAUCAAAGUGAGCUUUGAAUAUGCUGUGAAAUUAAUUAUUCUGAUGAGGCCUGGUGCUCGGAGAACUUUACAAACAGCCGACGAACCAGGAAGAGACACGUACGCCGUUGCAACCGGUAUGAAUUUGUUGUAUUGCUUCAGUGUCCCAAUGGUGUGAAAAAGUGGUUAAUAGUAAAUAAGACUAUUAGCAUCUCAAAUUUAUAGACGUGUACCGCACAUUGUCUUUCUUCAAAAAACAGCUAGCAUCAUGUUGGCCUAUCCUGGUAUCAAGAGUAUCAAAAGUACUACAUCGAUUUAUUGCAAGUAAUGUCACGUUAGAGGUUGCGCAUGUGUGACCUCAAAGAGCCACAGGUCCAGCCGAGAGGGACGUAAGAGACGAAACCGGCGAUUUUAGAGGGCCAGUCUUCCAUUACAGCCGAGCGAGUUGAUCCUGCAUAUCGGGACUGAAACACACAAAUGCAGCCCUAUGCUUGGGAUGUACGAUAGCCGUCACGUGACCGGCUGUUACAGAACAAGAAGACUCACAAAUUGCGAUAAUAACAGGGAAGUGGUACGCCAUGCAGAGCAAAACCAAAAUAUCCUCACAGAAAGCUGCGAGGUUACACAAAAGAAGCGGUCCACACAGCAAGACAGAAGAACGAUAUUGUAUUAAACAGUGGGACUGAAAAAUUAGCACAAGUGUAAUUAACUUAAUAAGAGCAAGUCAUGUAUGAACAAAGCCUCGUUUUGACUUUCCGGUGCAGUCUCUCAGUUUACCCGCCCUCUGUUUAUUUCUUUUUUUUU